Messenger RNA from Scophthalmus maximus (turbot), 2317 nucleotides. RefSeq names its product chromosome 20 C18orf54 homolog (gene c20h18orf54). The record is from RefSeq and is a predicted model, not a curated record. NCBI's taxonomy places the organism in Eukaryota, Metazoa, Chordata, Actinopteri, Pleuronectiformes, Scophthalmidae. Bases 212 to 1768 code for a protein of 518 amino acids. The transcript is spliced from 13 exons.
CUAUCGUCACAGCGUGAGACACGCCCCCUUCGUGUCCCAUCACCAACCGUCUGUCGAAUAGUUUGAAACUGCGUUAACGGAAAACUCCUGAAAGUCCGUUAACGCGGCGAAGAGCUGCUGUACGGACCCGUCGACUGUUCGAUUCCCGGUGUUGUUGUCUCCGUCGACCACGGACAGGACUUUACUUCCAGAUUGUUCUUGAACGUCACUGAUGGAGUACGACGUUCUGUCUCCAGAGUCCACGGUGACAACGCUGCUGUCGAGCUCAGGUCACCUGAGGAGCGGCCUGCUGCCGCCUGAACACCACACUAGCUUCAGAUACAGGAGCAAGGACUACGACUCGGCCUCUGCGGCACUGGACGCCUACAUCGCCGACUUCGAGGGCGGCUGUCAGAAGUGCAGGUCGUCGACGGGAAGCAUCAUUCUGCCGCGUGGCCCCGCCUCCACGCCGAGCAGACCCAGAGUGAGCACGCUCCGAAACAAAGAUGUUCUCAGGGAGAGUUUGACCGAGAGGGAGCUGGACUUCCUGAACCUGCCCGUCAGCUCCCUGCGCCACCGAAGCAACAGAGAGAGACUCUCCAUGACGACGGACGAGUUGCUGGACAUCCCGUACGACGGCUCCAUGCCCGUCACCCACACCUCCGCCUUUAUCCAAGGCUUCCUGUCCCAGUCUGGAGCCUCCCUGCCUCACGUCUCCUCUUUCAGCCCAGGACGUCGACACACCGACCCCCGACUGAACCAGCACCACCACCCUCACCCAGUCCGGACGUCCAGGAGCUCCAGGUGCAGAGGAAGAGCCACGUUUAAAACACGUGACAACACGUUCUCUGUGAGCAGAGCAGCAGCAGCAGCAGCAGCAGCGUCUCGGUUGGCCGAGCCCACAUCGCUUCACCCUCGCUUGUUCACCUGGGGGCCGAGCAGCGCGCCCACCCCCACAUACCCGUCCUGGAUCCAGGACUGUGAUGGCAGCGAGCCGCCGCUGCCCGCAGAAUCAGAACUGUGGCAUGACCACGGUGAUUGUCCAGCUGCAGCUCCCAGAACUGGCGCUCCGUCCUGGGUCGCGGAGCUGGAGGACGACGAUCCCGACCGGACACGUUCACAGUUCGACAGUCAGCUGACGCUGCGUGAUCUGAGGCUGCAGUUCGCUGAGCAGAUUUCGCUGCUCACCACCGAGAGGAAGAGCUCCGACAUCGUGGAAACUCUGUUCAGAGACAACAGGAUCGAGUCUCUGAUCCAGAAGGCGGAUCAGGUGUUGAACUCUCUGUGUCCGAGUCGUGAAGGAGCAGUGAGUCCGGUCCCGACAGAAGAGCUGCUGCUCACUUCCUUCACUCUGGACGAGGCAGGAGCAGCAGGGGGCAACACCAGAGCAGCUGAGGUCCAGAGCGUCCAUGCGUCGGGCCGUGGUCUCCGUGGCAGCAGCACCAGGACGCAGCCCGGUCCGGUGGAGGCUCUGAAGCAGAUGCUGUUCAGGCUGCAGACGCUGGAGGCGAAGCUCCGCCCACGAGGAGGAGGAGAAGAAGAAGAAGAAGCUCCUGCUCCGCCUGACGGGCUGAAAACGCACCAGACUCCAGUGACGCAGACGCCUGAAGGUGAAGACAGUUUCUCAUGUGGACCGUCACUACACAGAGCUCUGCACCACCUGGGUCGUCUGAAGCUGCUGGUGGAGGAGGAGCCCAGAAAGAAGACCGGGGAGGAGAAGGAUGAAGACGAAGGACGCUACUCGUCGUCGUCCGCCGACCGACUCAGCUGCUCGCAGCAGAAACCCUAGUCAAACAGUCCGAACGCAGAACUCAGACCGAAGCAGUCGACAGGAGGUGAAGUGAUAAAGUGAAGGAAGCUUUGAAACUCGAAGUGCAGUUUUCUGUUGGUGGGGAAUCGUCGUUAGAAGAUGAGAUGGUUUCAGAUCUAUUUUUCACUUUUGAUGGAGCUAAGCUUCCGGUUUCCCCUGCUAACAGUGUUUGUGCUAAGCUAAUCUAACCUCUUCCUGGAUCUGGAGCGUGAUCUUCAUCAUCUGAUUGAGGAAGACUCUGUGCUCAGGCCUGAUGAGGAUGAAGAUCUGCAGCGUCUCCGCAGCGUGAAGGAGAAGAAAGAUCGUCAUCUUUCUGAAGCAGAUGCUGAGACAAUGUGCCAAUUUGAAAAAACGUAUAUUUUUGAUAGCUACGACAUGUUAAUAUUGUAGUGACUGUGUUUGAUGAGAGGAAGUUACAAACAUCAACAGAUGAAAAUUGAGUAGAUGGAUUUUUUUAUGUGAAAAGAAAAGUCAAUUAUUAUCAAGUGAUUUGAUUAAAUCUGAUUUGAUUAAACAGUUGUGAUAUGA